AUUGAUAAAAGAGUUUGGAGGCGACAUUGGAGGGAGAAUUGAGAUCAGAUUUUGAGAAAGAAAAGCCUGAAACUAGGGCUUUCUUCCGGUAGGAUUAGAUGAAUCAACCGUCCAAAAAGAAGAAUUUCCGGAGAAGAAAUUGUUGUGAUUCAGAAGAUGGAGGAGAUGAUGCAAACUCCGUCAGCACCAAACUGGACGAGGAGGAAGAACAGCACAGGUUGGCAUUGGAGGAGGUAAAAUUCUUGCAGAAACAGAGGGAGAGGAGGGCAGGAAUUCCUGCAAUUCCUGCAGUAUCGACGCAGACUAGCACUGCCGGUGCUGUCGGCGGUCUUGUUCGGAAACCCACUGACGCUAACAGUAAUAUUGGUGGCGGCGGGGGCGGGGGCAAUAAGAAUGAAGGUGCUGGAGGCGAAGGCGACAAGGAUGAUUUGGUCCUUCAGGAUACAUUCGCUCAGGAAACUGCCGUCAUGGUUGAAGAUCCCAAUAUGUUGAAGUACAUUGAACAAGAACUGGCGAAGAAAAGAGGAAGAACUGUGGAGAAUGUAGAAGGAGCUGAGAAUGACUUGAAACAGGCAGAAGAUGAACUAUACAAAAUCCCAGAGCAUCUUAAAGUGAAAAGACGAAAUUCUAAUGAAAGUUCCACUCAGUGGACUACAGGGAUUGCAGAGGUUCAGCUUCCAAUUGAAUUCAAGUUGAAGAACAUUGAGGAGACCGAGGCUGCAAAAAAGCUUUUGCAGGAAAAGAGAUUUGUCGGUCGUUCAAAAUCCGAGUUUAGCAUCCCAUCUAGUUAUAGUGCCGAUUACUUCCACCGUGGCAGGGAUUAUGCUGAAAAACUUAGAAGAGAACAUCCUGAGCUGUACAAGAAUAGAAAUUUGCAAGAUGAUGGUUCAGGCUCCAAACCAACUGAUAGUGGCACAGAGGCUGCAGGACAAAGGCAGGCUGCAACCGAUGAGUUCAUGCUAGAACGCUUCCGGAAACGUGAACGCCAUCGUGUGAUGCGAAGAUAACACACCCAUCAGGCUGCUAUUUGUCCACAAUUGGAGGUAACGUACUCGAUUAAAGAAGAAUCAAGGAUAAAGAUUUCUGUCCUCGAAAGCAUCACGGAGUCAUCUCAGGACCUUGGGUUAUAGCGAACAACGACUUAGAUCGUCGAUUGAUUUGUCAUUCAUAGUUUAUCGUGGUAAAGUCGGCCGAUUGAAUUAUAAUCCAAAUAUACUUUUGGAUAUACUGAUAUUGAUGAUGUGGUUUGCCUCUAUCUGGCCUAUCUAUUUGUAUCUUAAUCUAGCCUCUGCAUUUGCAGUUACAUUUAUCAGUUUUCUUGUACUUAGCCAAGUGCAGAGCUACCCAAAGUGCAAAGUGAAUGGAAAAAAUAAUCCUUUUAGGUGACACUGAGAUAGAAAACAUGAACAAUAUUGGUGUUGGAAAGUUAUAAACAAGUUAUUUGAUGAUGCGUUA
Messenger RNA from Cucurbita moschata (crookneck pumpkin), 1455 nucleotides. Its product is annotated as protein COP1 SUPPRESSOR 2-like. Gene Ontology annotation, cellular component: spliceosomal complex. The coding region runs from base 99 to 1007 and encodes 302 amino acids. Gene Ontology annotation, biological process: mRNA splicing, via spliceosome. The record is from RefSeq and is a predicted model, not a curated record. Lineage: Eukaryota; Viridiplantae; Streptophyta; Magnoliopsida; Cucurbitales; Cucurbitaceae. The transcript has 5 exons.